AUGUCCUUGCGAGUUAUCAGCUUGCGCGGCCUCUGGAGCCUGGGCUGCAAAGCUCGCACCUCCUUCAGCUCAGAGACCUUCAGUCGAGCAUCCACCACCCGCUGCUACUCAGAACUUCCAUCGCGGACAAAACCACGGGGUCGGAUAAAACCGUCGUCGGUCACGGUCUGCGGGGAGACACUCGCAACAGAUCCUGAGUGGUUCAACACGCCCCCGAACGUUCUCGACGCAACAUCACGGCGACUUCACCUCCAGAGUGACCAUCCGGUGUGCAUCACUCGUCAGAUAAUCGAGUCCAACUUCUGCCGCUCGACGUACAAGCGCUACAACGACCACAGCCCCGUUGUGUCGACAACGCAAAACUUUGAGUCUCUCGGAUUCCCAGACAACCAUCCAGGAAGGGCUCUCACGGACACGUAUUACAUAAACAAGACUACUCUCUUGCGGACGCAUACGAGUGCGCAUCAAGCCGACACGUUUCGGGCCAACGAAAGCGAUGGAUACCUCAUUUCGGCCGACGUUUACCGGAGAGAUGAGAUUGACCGCAGUCACUAUCCCAUCUUUCAUCAGAUGGAAGGCGCAAGGUCAUGGGAUCGAGAAAAGGUCCCCGCCGGCGAUGUGGUGGCAGCGGUCCGCCGGGAAAUCGAGGCGCUACCUAGACACGGCGUCAAGGUGGAGGAUCCCAACCCCUCAUUUGACAGGGAGAGAAACCCUCUCCAGGAAGAUCACCACUCCGCGGCCGAGGUCGAAGCGAUUGCGGAGCACUUGAAACGCUCGCUGGAAGGCAUGGUCGUCGACGUCUUCUCCCGAGCCAAGGCGGCGGCGUCAAAGGACAACCCCAACGUUGUGGACGAGCCCCUGAAGAUGCGUUGGGUCGAGGCAUACUUUCCCUUCACGAGCCCUUCGUGGGAGCUGGAAGUAUACUACGACGGUGACUGGCUAGAGGUGCUGGGCUGCGGCGUGGUCCAGCAGGACCUCUAUAUCAACGCUGGAGUACCGUCGCAACUCGGAUGGGCGUUUGGCAUCGGCAUCGACCGCAUCGCCAUGCUCCUCUUCAAGAUCCCUGACAUCCGGCUCUUCUGGUCCCGCGACAAGCGCUUCCUGUCCCAGUUUGCGGGCGUGUCCUCCAAUCUCGGUGCCCUGAAGCGCUUCGUGCCCUUCUCCAAGUAUCCGCCUUGUCCCAAGGACGUGUCCUUUUGGCUGCCGCCGGCAGCGGAGGAUAACGGUCCGGGUGGCUUUCACGAGAAUGACGUGAUGGAAAUCGUGCGCAACGUGGCGGGCGACACGGUGGAGGACGUGACAAUGAUUGACGAGUUCACACACCCAAAGUCGGGUCGGAGGAGUGUGGCGUACAGAAUCGUGUACCGCAGCCUGGAGCGGACGUUGACGAAUGAUGAGGCGAUUGGCUUCCACGAGCGGGUGAGGGCGGCGCUGGUGAAGGAGCUUGGCGUGGAGCUACGGUGA
Molecule: messenger RNA, 1464 nt
Organism: Drechmeria coniospora
Lineage: Eukaryota; Fungi; Ascomycota; Sordariomycetes; Hypocreales; Ophiocordycipitaceae
Exons: 2
Coding region: 1-1464 (487 amino acids)
Biological process (GO): phenylalanyl-tRNA aminoacylation
Cellular component (GO): cytoplasm; mitochondrion
Molecular function (GO): tRNA binding; phenylalanine-tRNA ligase activity; ATP binding
Source: RefSeq, a predicted model, not a curated record